Messenger RNA from Andrographis paniculata, 2857 nucleotides. Its product is annotated as mitochondrial RNA-splicing protein MRS3. Bases 328 to 1464 code for a protein of 378 amino acids. The transcript has 9 exons. Lineage: Eukaryota; Viridiplantae; Streptophyta; Magnoliopsida; Lamiales; Acanthaceae. Gene Ontology annotation, molecular function: transmembrane transporter activity. Gene Ontology annotation, biological process: transmembrane transport. The record is from RefSeq and is a predicted model, not a curated record.
ACCGGAACCGUGGUUCGAAAUCGAUUGAGCAAGUCUACCCCUAAACUAAACCCCUAAACCCCCAGGACCAGACCCAAAGCAAUUCCAAUUUCCAGCUUCAAUGGUUACUGAAUCUGAAUCUCCUCCUCCUUCCUCACGAUUAUUACCAUUAGUUAUUUGAGCUUUCGGCGGAGGGCUGUCGUAGCCGCCUCCAACCAAUCCUUGUCAAGGAGAAAAGUGGAGAUUUCACUUUUCGUGUAUGGGAAAAUAUCGAAGCAUAGAAGCUGGAUCUUUUAAAGAUAUUGAGGAGAACAGGCUUCUUUCACUAAUUUGAAGUGUCUUACAAGGAUGGAUGAAUUGGCCAAGUAUAAGACAGUUGCAGUCCAUGUGGCUGCUGCUGGAGCAUCUGCUGCACUAGGCACUGCUUCCACGUACCCGCUUGAUACUCUCAAGACCUUGAUACAGGUUGGCUCCAGCUCUGGGAAAACAUUGGCGGUGCCUGAUGUACUUUACAGAGUCGGACUUUUGUCAGGAUUUCAAGGUUUGUUUCGUGGCAUUGAGUGGUCUAUUUUAGGAAGAACAUUAGGUCUGGGAGCCCGCUUUGGAGUUUAUGAAAUAUUGACAGCAUUCUACAAAGAUGGCCGUGAAGAUGAUUAUGUGUCUGUAUCGGAGGCUCUAAUGGCAGGAUUUGCUGCUGGGAUGACGGAGUCUUUUGUGUCCUCUCCAUUUGAACUGCUCAAACUUCGUGCUCAAGUGUCUGCCGUUUCUCAUGCCACACCCCCUCCACGCCGUGCUGAGAAGAGUGUUGCCCGUCCUUUAAUAUCAAGGUUGCUACCCAGAUCUUCCAUGGACAUGACUGCAAUGAGCAACUCUCUUGGCAUUUUGUCCACAUUGACCACUAAACAUGCAAAUAUUUCUGAUGCUUUGAAAGAGUAUCCAUGGCUGAUGACGGGCUCAGGGAGACCACCAGCUGUCAGUACUGUUCAAACGCCAUCAGAAGUCAUUUCUUUGGAAGGAUGGACUGCUCUGUGGAGAGGUCUCAGACCAGGAAUUGUUAGAGAUUCCAUUUUUGGUGGUGUAUUUUUCUCAAGUUGGCAAUUUUUGCACCAAGUUAUGCUUUACUGGAAAGCUGCAGGAAUGGACCCUAUACCCAGGUACGACAAGGAUAUCGGUCCCUUGUCCCCAAUAUCUGUCAGUCUUGCUGCCGGUGUUUCAGGUUCAUUUGCUGCAGCUGUCUCUCAUGGUUUUGACACUGCAAGAAGCCGGUCACAAUGUACUGUUCUUCCCAAGUAUUUAUCAAUGGAAAGGAGGCUUCUUAAGUGGAAGAGACCUGGGAAGAGGUUCGAGAGGCUAACAGGGAUCCACCCCUCCGACAAAAAUUUACUGUUGAAUGGCAUAGGGUUGCGGAUGGCUCGUUGUGGACUUGCGUCGUCCAUCAUUGUAGGAAGCUACCUUUUUGCUGUCGGUCACUUGCUUCCUGAUUGAAUCUCCCAAGAUUUUGGAUCGGCACUUGGUGGCCGCACCGAAGAAUUUUUGCAUUGUAUCAGAAAUUUGGAAUGCAUCAAAAAUAAUAAGGCCUGUCAGCCUCUUUGUAGCUUCCAGAAUGUUUUCCCGGCGGCCGAAAGCAGUUACCCUGAUGAACUCCUUCCCAGCCGGGCCAAAUCCACUCCCCGGGACGGUAAUUAUGUGUGUUUUCUCAAGAAUUUCAUUGAACACAUCCCAUGAAUUGGAACCUGGAAAGUGUACCCAGAGAUAUGGCGCAUUUACGCCACCAUAGGCCUUCAAUCCGAGCAGUUUAAAAGUUUCGAGCAGUAUUUUUGCGUUCUCCUGGUAGUAAUUGACGAGAGACAGCACGCCCUGGUAAAAUUGCAGCCAAGAGUAAUCAGCACCGUACUGAAGUUGAAAAACUUCCUGAAGAUAAACAAAGAAGUUUGAGGUUUGAAGCUCACCUUGAAGCCCUCGCCCGUCAAGCUAGCAAGCCCACCAGCCUGGGCUAUUCUGGAGGCACCAUUAAAGCAGGUACAUGCAAUACGAUUGAAGUCGUGAAUAACAGGAAACCCGUUCGAAUACAACAGCUCCUUGGGGAUGACAGUCCAACCAAGACGAACCCCGGUGAAUCCAACAAACUUGGAAAAUGAUGAGACUUCUAUAGCAACCUUUGACAGACAUAGGAGCAAAGGAAAUUGCGAUCCAUCGAGAGCUUGAGGUAAGUCAUUUCAAGGGAAUAUAGCUAUAUAUAUAUGUAUUACCUUUUUGGCGCCGGGAAUUUCAUAUAUGGAUCGAGGACUACCAUCGGUGAUAUAGCCUGCAUAGGCAGAGUCAUAUACGAUGAUAGAGCCAUUUCUCUGUGCAAAUCGAAUAAGCUCGUGUAACUGCUCCCUGGAGGCAGCGUGCCCAGUGGGAUUGUUGGGAGAGCACAGGAAAAUAAUGUCGGUUCUUGCGACUUUUGAGAAGUCUGGGAAGAAAUUAUUCUGAGGCCUGUCUCAAAGCAAGUGUGGUUGGAGACCAUAAAGAUACUUGGCUGUAGUGAAACUCGAAAUCCGUGAAUAUUAAAGAGUACCGGAAAAAUUGGAUCUUGAGUUGCUAUGGACAUGUUCGAUCCAAAGAGCAGCUGCAAUGAAACAUUAAAAGCUACCUGAGAUUGAUCGAAAGAUCGAUGGGGAAAAGUUAUACGGGUCGAAGACCUCUUAUAUCUAUACCUGCAGGCGAGAGAUAUCGCAUUGCGCGCCAUCAGAUACAAACACUUCUGUGUCCUGUAUGCCCAUGUCUUUGUAAAAUGUUUCUGCUAUUGCUUUUCUUAGCUCCUGCAACACUAGCAAGAGUUAUCACUGGGAAGAAGUGACCUUAUUGGACUAAUAAUAAGACAGCUUUUGUUUUU